AUGGAAGACGUUGUUGAAUACCUCCGAUUGUCGCUCAAGGUCUAUACGCAAAAGCAAUCCGUGGACACUCGCCUAAAGAUUGUGCGGACGAAAUACCAGUUCUCCCAAGUGCUGCAUAAGUCUAGUGAAACUGAAGAGCGUGAUGAACUCAAGGCCGAGGCCAAGCAUCUACGAUUUCAGUUGACCAGUAAGAAGCCAGGAGAAGACGAGUUGCAGGAAGCAUAUGAUGAGCUCAUUGCCUACUUCUAUCGUUGA
Molecule: messenger RNA, 255 nt
Organism: Trichoderma gamsii
Lineage: Eukaryota; Fungi; Ascomycota; Sordariomycetes; Hypocreales; Hypocreaceae
Exons: 2
Coding region: 1-255 (84 amino acids)
Source: RefSeq, a predicted model, not a curated record